GUGUGCGUCUCACCUGUGAAGAUGUCGGGGGAUGCGGUGGUCGGCCUCGCCGCUGUGACCGUGCUGGGCGUCCUGCAGCAAGCCUACUUCUCGCUGCAGGUGAUCUACGCCAGGAGGAAGUUUUCUGUGUCUCCUCCGGCCACCUCCGGACCUCCGCAGUUUGAUCGGAUCUUCAGAGCUCAGGCCAACUGUUCGGAGUACUUCCCGAUCUUCCUCUGCGUCCUGUGGACCUCCGGAGUCUUCUUCAGUCAAGGUGUGUCGUCAGUCUGCGGCCUGCUCUACCUGUACGGACGCCUGCGCUACUUUCGUGGAUAUUCUCAGUCGUCACAGCAACGGCUGGCUCCUCUGUAUUUCAGCGCCCGGGUUCUGUGGGUUCUGGUCGGGUCCUCGGUUCUCGGCGUGUUCCUCUCGUUCUGCAGAGUAUACUUGGAGCUGGACCUGCUGCACGUCCUCGGCUGAAUGUCCCUCAGGGGUCAACGGGGA
Molecule: messenger RNA, 483 nt
Organism: Pungitius pungitius (ninespine stickleback)
Lineage: Eukaryota; Metazoa; Chordata; Actinopteri; Perciformes; Gasterosteidae
Gene: ltc4s
Product: leukotriene C4 synthase
Exons: 5
Coding region: 22-459 (145 amino acids)
Biological process (GO): leukotriene biosynthetic process
Cellular component (GO): endoplasmic reticulum; nuclear envelope; membrane
Molecular function (GO): enzyme activator activity; leukotriene-C4 synthase activity; glutathione peroxidase activity
Source: RefSeq, a predicted model, not a curated record